Molecule: messenger RNA, 835 nt
Organism: Parus major (Great Tit)
Lineage: Eukaryota; Metazoa; Chordata; Aves; Passeriformes; Paridae
Gene: FRMD8
Product: FERM domain containing 8
Exons: 7
Coding region: 20-835 (271 amino acids)
Biological process (GO): negative regulation of canonical Wnt signaling pathway
Cellular component (GO): cytoskeleton; plasma membrane
Source: RefSeq, a predicted model, not a curated record
GGUGCGGGGGUCCCGGAGGAUGCGCGGGGGUCCCGGGGGGUCGCACAACCCCCCGUUGCCCCCAGCCCUGCUGUAUCUGCCGGACGGGUCGGCGCUGCCGCUGCCGCUGGAGCCGCCGCCGGGCCCCACGGCCGCGGAGCUGCUGCGCCGGCUGCAGGGAGCGCUGCGCCUCCCGCCCGCCGCCGGGGACGCGCUCGCGCUGUGGCUGGGGUCGGAGCUGCUCGAGGUGCAGCUGAAGCCGCGGCACCGACCCCUGCGCCUGGUCCGGCACUGGCCGGAGCUGCUGCUGCGCUUCAGCCUCGGCUCGCCCGCGGCCAUCGCCCAAGAUGAGCCGUGUCUGCAGCUGCGCAGGAACGUGUUCUUCCCUAAGAGCCGCGAGCUGGAGCUACAGGAGGAGGAGUUGCUCCGGUUGCUCUAUGAGGAGGCGCGGGAGCAGCUGCAGGCGGGGCGUUACCCCGUGGACCCUCCCGAGGCUGCCGAGCUGGGGGGGCUCAGCUGCCGCCUGCGCCUGGGGCCCUUCGAGCCCGGCCGGCACACGGAGCUCAGCCUGCGGCCGAUGCUGGGGGAGCUGCUGCCGCCGGGUCCUCCGGCCCGCUGGGGGGCGCUGUUCCGGCGCUCCCGCGAGCCGGGCCCCUCCCAGCGGCUGCUCGAGGCCUUCGCGCGUGCGCCAGGCCCCGAGGCGCCCCCUGCCGGAUUGUACCGGGACUUCCUGCGCCGCUGCCACGCCCUGCCCGGCUACGGGUGCGCCUUCUUCCCAGGAGCCAUUGAGCGGCCUUCGGGGGGGCUGCUGGGCCGGGGGGGGCUGCGCCCCCAAAACCGCCUCAGUCCCGAAUAA